This is a messenger RNA of Durio zibethinus, 4917 nucleotides long. The record is from RefSeq and is a predicted model, not a curated record. NCBI's taxonomy places the organism in Eukaryota, Viridiplantae, Streptophyta, Magnoliopsida, Malvales, Malvaceae.
CAAUCUUCAUGAUUCUUUCUUAUAUGAUUUCUUUAAUUUAGCAAUAACUCCAAAGUCCAAACUAUACUACAGUAUUUAUCAAGGAGUCGGCUUUCUUUUUUGUGAAAUUUCAUCAAAGAAAAAAGAGUGGACUUUAAUUAAGGCUGUGUUGGGAGGUCAUUCUGAUCGAUAAUAGAAUUGGACAUUGGACAUCAGAACAAAGCGCACCGUUUAGUACGUUGAAGCGUCGUUGCUUUAAUCUUCGUCGUUGCUUUAAUCUUUGCCUUCUUCGAGGAACAACCCUGCAAGCGGCAGGUCAGUCUGUGUAUCAUGUUUCUCUAAACGGUGCCGUCAUGCUCUCCUUGUUCGUUGAGACUCUCAUGCAGAAUCUAAUCAAUUUCGAUCACGGGAUUCCAUCUGAUCUGCCAUAAUGUCAACCGCUGACUCCCGCGUUCUCUCUCCGCCCCAAUUCCCCAGUUUCCCUAAACCAGUGCUUAUAUGGCUUCGAUGAACCCUCUGACUCUCCAUGCUAAGUUUCUCUCUAUUAGUCAUAGAGAAAUAUUGAUGCGCGGGUAUUUUGGAAUAUGUGAAGAGACCGCAAAAGGGAAAUCAAUCUGGAAAAUGAAGAAAAAAAACCAGUGUUGCAGUAAGAUUUUCUGGUGUUGCAGGUUAUGCUCCGCAGGAUUGCUUAUUCUGGUUGGUAUGAUCUUGGAUGAUUCACCAUUCCUGGCUCAUUCAUUGGUGGGUUUAGAAAAGAGUUCUUGACACAGAGGACAAGACUUUUAUAGCUUCACGACAGAUUGCGGCUGAAGGUCUUUCUGGGAUGGCAAUUCUCCAUCAUUGUCUUGCUGGUUCUGGUUUAGUUUUAAAGGGAAGUGGCAAUUUGAUGUCAAUGUGGCUGCCGCAUGUUCCACUGGCUAACUGGCUCUAACAAGUCAACCUUAACUUUUUGCCCAGCCUUCCUAUUUCUACUGUCACUGUCUCAAGUAUUGAGCAAACCAUUGUGGCAAUAUGCCUUGUGGAAUGGCCUUUAUAUUGUGGUUGUUUAAAUUUGUGCCUCAAUCUUGAAGGAGAUAUUUUUUUGGAGGGUUCUUACUCCUUUGAUAAGUGUGUGCCCUUGUGGUGUUCAAUUUUGGUGAGCUUACUCGCUUUUGCCUUGGCCCAUUGUAAUAUGCAGAGGAUGCUACUACCUAUCGGUUGUGUUUCUUGGGGUUGUGAUUGGUGUUGUCUUUGUACAACCAAGGAAUCUGUUGGUAUCAAUGCUUUUGUGUUCAUACUUCAUAGAUAUUAUGAAAUGCUAUAUAAUAUUUUGCUCUGUUCUUUAUUGUUCUAAAUUAGGUAUUAGUUCCCAUUGUAUUUCCAACUAUAUUCAAUAGUUGUGUUUUUCUUUAGUGUGUUAGCUCUAUUUAUAAUGAUAGAUAUUUUCUUGUGUGGUUUGGCUGUAGAAAACUGCAAUAGUGUAGUAUUACUAUAUACUUAAUAUCCUUGCUGAUAUGAGCAUUUCUGGUUUUCUUUUGUCAUCUUAAACAUAAUACCUCCUCAGAAUAUAGAGGAUGUUCCAUGUUAGGGUCUUGUUAAAGUUAAUUUCCUGUUUUAGCCCUUUAUUGAUUUGAUUGCACCAUCUGUGUAAGCUGCUAUGAUCCUUUGAAGCAGUUGACAGAUAAUAUGCAGAGAGUAAAGUCUACUGGGAACCAUGUUAAAGCUCCUUUUUUGGAGGUCUGUUAUAGAACAAAUAGUUAGAUUCACUUUGCUUUUCUGCAUCUAAAUUUUCUAUGUCUUCAUGCCUGCCUAUUCAGUGUUAAAGGUGAAUAAUUCAGGAGGCAGGUCCAAGCACUUGGAUCAAUCUUUUAAUAGUCGAAGUUUCCUGCACUUUGUUCGCCAUGCAUACAAAGUUGUUUUAUGGUGUCUAUUCACUACUUUUUUACACAGACUGCUCUGGUUAUCAAGGUUUUCUUACCAAUAACAGAGAGUACUAUUAUAGUUUUUCUUUUUUUUUUUUUUAAUUUUUAUAUGUUAGGUUGUUAGACGUGUAAAAUGAAUUGAAUAAAUGAUUUUUCCUGAAGGCUAUAAUGAUAUUUUGUGCUAUCAAAAGCAUUCCUUUUUCAGAACUUAACUGCUUUAUGAAUGCUUAGAUUCUCUAUCCAUUGCUUGUUGUCUUGAAGGAGGAUAUAACGUAGGGACCAGUUGGUUUCAAGUCACUUUCUAUUUUUUGGCAUUUGGCCUAGAAACCUAGGUCAAUGUCCAUUUCAUUCUCCGGCAAUUCUAGGGACCCUUGUCUGCUAUUUUUGUUUCUGUAGAUUGUUGAUAAAUAAUAAUUGCUUCUAUUUUUAAUGAAAAGGACAUCACCUUCUCUAGCUUUCAAGUUUUGAGGAGAUUCAAACUCACCACCACUAGACUAUUAGUGGAUUCAAAAGCCUGAAAUUUCCUUACCGAUAGAACUUUAGUGAUAUUUGCUUUUGCCCUUCUCCUUGAGAUUUCAAAUAUAUCUCCUUAACUUAUUCAAUGACCCAAUUGCAGUAACAUGUGGCAAUGGGCAUCAUUUUAUUUUACCUAUUUUCAUACCCAGCAAUAUCAUUUAUGUUCAUUGUCUUCUUGUAUAAUUAAUUGUUAUAUUGUCUCAGUCAAAAUUUUGUAAACCUGGCUGAGCAUUGUUUUGGUGUUUUGACUUACUUUUCUUAAUCCACAAUCUCUUGCAUCUUUUUCAAUGCCCCUUGUAGUGUAAGUUUUUUCAAUGCUGUGAAUAUAAAAUUGUCUGCAGAUAAUGUACAUUUGAUAGGGGUUUAACAAAUUAGCUGAAGUUUAAGGUUUGCCAUGGUUAUGCAAUUAUAAUGUGAGUAGGCGGGCCUGCACAUUAUAGUUUCAUGAUGAACUUCACUAUAAUCUUUAAAGUUCUGUCUUUGCUUCUUUUUAAUGCUAAUUUGAUGUAACCCUUUUGAGACAUGUUGGAAUAUGGUGUAUGGAGAUAAACUGUUCCCAACAUGUUAAAUUAAGAAAAAUGCACAGCAGCUUCCUACAUACAUAUUGUCACUAUUCAUAGUUUCUUUAUUUAAUGUACCACUGGCAUUUAUUAUGGCAUAAAAAAGUUCCUUUAAGUUGAGCCUUGAGUCAUAGCAGUUAGGAUGUAAGCAUCAGAAUGGUGAAGUUAUCCUUUCAAACUGGCGCUACCUAUCCUUACAAUUAAAGUGUUAAGAAGUUAAAUAUUAUGAUCAGAUGAUGAAACAAAAGCAAGCUAAGUGAAAUCAACAAUUUUGACUAGGACAUGAGAAUAAGUUGUUAGGUUUGUUUAAGGAGGAACUUUAUAAACUAUGAAGACAUUAGUUACUCUUUUAUUGUAGUUUAACUACCACCUUGAAUAAAUUAUGCUUGUGCAUGAACCUGCUCCUCAUAAACCCCGAUUGCUUUUUCAUUGUUGUUGUUUCACCUUUUAUAGCAUAUAAAUUUACUAGAAAUGAUAGAAAGUGUAGUUUAUUAUGUGCUUGCUUUAGUUUCUGAAAUGCUGCUUGAGAUAAAGAUGAAGUAUGUACAUGAACCUAAUAUCUUUAAAUUUCUAAUAUCUUCUGAAUAUGGAUUAAACAAAUUUGCAGUUAAAGGUCAUCUAUUUUUUCUAAGUUAAAGGAAGAGUGGGGUAAAGGGUUGAUGCAACCAUACACAAUGAGUGCUAGUGGGGGGGCUCACAAUUCUGUUUCUUUUCCCCUUUUCCCUUUUCAAUUAUUAAAAUUCAUUGUCUCUUGCCAAGCUGCCAUAUAUAUGUAACUGCUAGGGGGAGGAUAUUAAGGUAUAUAAAUAUAUUUGAGAUUUGUUACAUGAAAAGCGGGCCUUUGCUAUUGCCUGCAUUGUAGUCCCUUUCCCUUAACAGUACAAAUUCAAUCUUCUUUGUUUUCCAGCAUCCCUUGAUAGAGUGGAAGCCAUGGAAACUUCCCAGCCCCUCUCCAUUGAAAGCUUUUCAUACAGUUGGUUAAUAAACCUAAAACCUUCUUUAGAUAGUCUAGACAGCUCCCUCAGAGCCUCACUUGAUGCAAGUGAUGAAGCUUCCUUCAUUGAGAUGGACCCAAGAAUGCCACCCUCUAGGAGAUUCUUCAGAAAUUCUCAAGAUUUUAAGUUUGACUUUCCUAUUUCACAAACUCCUCUCACCCUCGUUCAUGCAGAUGAGCUCUUUUCCGAUGGGUAUGUCAUGCCUUUCUUUGUUAACCCAUUGAAGAUGGAGGUAUUGGAAGUUUCUGGUUCAACUUCAACCCUUCCUGCCUCUUCACAUGCACCAAACCUUGUGGUUCCAGCUAGUAAAACAAAUCGUCCUUUGAGAAGGGGUCGAAGAUUGUCCAAGCGGAUAUUUUUGAAAUACUUGGAUUUUCUUAGGCCAUUAUACAGAAGAAUACGAGGACGCAAGUCAAGUAGUAGAGCUGAAAGUGUUGAUGCAAGGGUUCAGGUAAGGAAGAACUGGGUAUAUUCAGCAGAAACAUCUCCUCGAAUUAGUGUUGCAUACUCUGCUGAUGAGUGGAGAAAGUCGUGUGAUUCUGAAAGCUCAAUCUAUGAGGCAGUUCUGCAUUGCAAAAAAUCAAUCGGAAAAUGAAUGGAGGAGGAUCCAUUUCAAAUCCACAAGGGAGAGAGGAAAAUAGGAGUUAUCGAGAACACUUGUUUUUUGUCCGCUUUCUUCUCCUCUUUUGCGAUGACAAUGUACAUUUGUCCUGUUAAGGAAGUUAAAGCUAUGUAAAUGGUUGGCCAUGAAAUUCUGGCCCGGGGGGGGAGGGAAGAACUAUGCCUAUUUUGAAAAUUUGUUUUUGUCUUUUUCUUCAAAAGAGUAGGGCUAACAACUUAAAGGAAUCCUCUCCUUUAUUUCUGUAAAGUUUUAAUUUAAUGAAAUAAGGAUUAUCUAAUUGAGGGUACAUAUCCGUUUAGUUGAAAACAUUAAUGAAUUCUUGUAUGAAUAAAGAUACAAGCAUU